AUGGCGUCCCACGUUGCUGGAUAUCCUCACAUAGGCCCCAGGAGGGAGCUAAAGUUCGCCCUGGAAUCGUUCUGGGAUGGAAAGAGCAGUGCGGAGGAGUUGCAAAAAGUUGCCGUUGAUCUCAGGACAUAUAUCUGGAAGCAGAUGGCUGGUGCCGGCAUCAAGUACGUUCCCGGGAACACCUUCUCAUACUACGAUCGGGUGCUUGAUGCCACCAUGAUGCUUGGUGCUGUUCCCACCCGAUAUGGUUGGAAUGGUGAAGAGAUUGGAUUCGAUGUUUACUUCUCGAUGGCUAGAGGGAACGCCUCCGUCCCUGCUAUGGAAAUGGCCAGGUGGUUUGACACCAACUACCACUACGUGGUGCCUGAAUUGGGUCCUGAUUUCAACUUCUCUUACGCUUCUCACAAGGCCGUUGCUGAGUACAAGGAGGCCAAUGAGCUUGGAGUAGACACUGUUCCGGUCCUUCUUGGCCCAGUCUCCUAUUUGCUGCUAUCCAAGCCUGCAAAGGGUGUGGAGACGACCUUUUCUCCUCUCUCCCUUCUCCGGAUAAUGAACUCCUCUCUCGCAGUUUUCAGGGAAGUCGUGUCUGAACUUAAGGCAGCUGGUGCUUCAUGGAUUCACUUUGAUGAGCCCGCCCUUGUGUUGGAUCUCGAUUCUCACCAACUGCAAGCAUUCACUGAAGCAUACUCGGAACUAGAGUCAUGUCUUUCUGGCCUGAAUGCUCUCGUCCAAACCUAUUUUGCUGAUGUUCCUGCUGAUGCAUAUGAAGUUCUUACCUCCUUCAAGGGUGUCAUUGGAUUUGGAUUUGAUUUGGUCCGUGGAAACAAGUCCAUUGAUUUAAUCAAGGGCGGUUUCCCCACAGGUAAGUAUCUCUUUGCUGGAGUUGUUGAUGGGAGGAACAUCUGGGCCAAUGAUCUUGCUGAAACACUCAGCACCCUCCAUGCUCUCGAGAGCAUCGUGGGAAAAGACAAAGUCGUGGUCUCCACCUCUUGCUCUCUUUUGCACACUGCUGUUGACCUCGUUAACGAGACUGAAUUGGAUGAGGAAAUCAAGUCAUGGCUUGCAUUUGCUUCUCAGAAGGUCGUUGAAGUCAAUGCUUUGGCCAAGGCUUUGGCUGGACAAAAGGACGAGGCAUUCUUCUCAGCUAAUACUGCUGCUCAGGCAUCAAGAAAGUCCUCUCCAAAAGUCACAAACGAAGCUGUCCAAAAGGCUGCUGCUGCAUUGAGGGGCUCUGAUCAUCGCCGUGCCACAACUGUGAGUGCUAGACUUGGUGCUCAGCAAACGACGCUUACUUUGCCAGUCAUACCAACAACCAUCAUUGGCUCCUUCCCUCAGACUGAGGAACUCAGAAAAGUGCACUCUGAGUACAAGGACAAAAAGAUCUCUGAGGAAGAAUAUGUUAAGGCCAUCAAGGAGGAAAUUAACAAAGUUGUCAAGCUUCAAGAGGAGCUUGACAUAGAUGUCUUGGUUCAUGGGGUGCCUGAGAGGAACGGUAUGGUUGAAUACUUUGCGGAGCAGUUGUCGGGUUUUGCUUUCACCGUUAACGGGUGGGUGCAAUCUUAUGGAUCUCAUUGUGUGAAACCACCCAUCAUCUAUGGUGAUGUGAGCCGCCCCAAGCCAAUGACUGUCUUCUGGUCCACCACAGCCCAGAGCAUGACUGCUCGCCCAAUGAAGGGAAUGCUUACAGGCCCUAUCACCAUUCUCAACUGUUCCUUUGUCCGAAAUGACCAACCUAGGUUCAAAACUUGCUAUCAAAUCGCCUUGGCCAUCAAGGACAAAGUUGAGGAUCUUGAGAAGGCAGGGAUUAAUAUUAUUCAAAUUGAUGAGGCAGCUUUGAGAGAGGGUCUACCACUGAGAAAGUCUGAACAAUCUUUAUACUUGGAUUGGGCUGUCCACUCUUUCAGAAUCACUCACUGUGGCGUCAAGGAUACUACCCAGAUCCACACUCACUUGUGCUACUCCCACUUCAACGACAUCAUCCUCUCAAUCAUCGACAUGGAUGCCGAUGUCAUCACAAGGGAGAACUCUGGCUCUGAUGAGAAGCUCCUCUCAGUUUUCCGCAAGGGAGUCCAGUAUGGUGCUGGGAUUGGCCCGAGUGUCUAUGACAUCAACUCUCUCAUGAUACCUUCAGCUGAAGAGAUUGCUGAGAGAACCACCAAGAUGCUCACAACAAAUGUAUUGUGGUAACCUGACUUUGUACUCAAGACUCGUAAACACACUGGGGUCAAGCUUGCGCUCAAGAUCUUUGUUGCUGCUACCGAGCUCCUCUGCACCCGACUUGCCGAAGCUAAAAAAGAAAAGUUUGAGUAACGUACUCGUCAGUCAAUUCUUCUUGAAGGUAAGGGUGUAUUCCUGUCGUAUUAUUGAUCCAGUAAGUGAGUUUCUUUAUGGAAUGUGAGGAGUCGUAGUCCUGGUACUUUAAACCAGGGAACUAUGACUCGUGAGUGAGGUGGUGGUUCGCUCUCGCUCCUAUUUAGCUUGUUCUUCCCUUUUUCAAUAUCCUCUUUUGCUUGUGCUUGAAAAAAAAAUCACCGCUUAACUUGAUUAUAAA
This is a messenger RNA of Eucalyptus grandis, 2551 nucleotides long. RefSeq names its product 5-methyltetrahydropteroyltriglutamate--homocysteine methyltransferase. Gene Ontology annotation, molecular function: zinc ion binding; 5-methyltetrahydropteroyltriglutamate-homocysteine S-methyltransferase activity. The record is from RefSeq and is a predicted model, not a curated record. Lineage: Eukaryota; Viridiplantae; Streptophyta; Magnoliopsida; Myrtales; Myrtaceae.